UCAAUUCCUCUCCAAUCGGCGCUGACGUUGUUCCGAGGUCGUUUAUUGACCAGACAGAGAAGGUGACUCCAGGAGCAUUUCGUCCACAUCUAACCCCUUACUGGCCGGGGUUUUAAUAUAUUAUCGAUCAUGUCUUCCUUUGGGAGAGUGUUCGGAGUCCUGAGGGCCGGAACCGCGCUGCUUAGGCACGGCCCAAGACGAAUAACCAGCAGAAAGGCAAGCGGCGGACCGCACAUUGAGCCGCAGUACAGACAGUAUCCACAGUUAACUAAGAAGCAGAAGUUGGAGUCGGAGUUUAUCAGCGGGCUUAUGUGGUUCUGGAUCCUCUGGCACUGCUGGCAUGACCCAGAUGCGGUCCUGGGUCACUUCCCAUGGCCUGAUGCCUCCAAGUGGACAGACGAAGAGCUCGGCAUCCCGCCGGAUGAUGAGGAGUGAGGUGCUCCUCUUUGUUUUAAAUUAACCUCAGUUUGAUUCAGAAACUCCUUUCACUUAUUUCUAAAGUAAAUAUUGCUUCCGCUGUUUAUAAACAAGCGUAUUUCUUUUGCAGAUGACAAACUGAAAUUAUGUUUUGCGAGGAAUCCUGCAGAUGUUCUGGAGUCGUUGUACAUAUAAUAAAGUUAUCUUUAAGUUA
This is a messenger RNA of Poeciliopsis prolifica (blackstripe livebearer), 631 nucleotides long. RefSeq names its product NADH:ubiquinone oxidoreductase subunit B2 (gene ndufb2). Bases 130 to 435 code for a protein of 101 amino acids. Gene Ontology annotation, cellular component: mitochondrial inner membrane. Lineage: Eukaryota; Metazoa; Chordata; Actinopteri; Cyprinodontiformes; Poeciliidae. The record is from RefSeq and is a predicted model, not a curated record. The transcript has 3 exons.